Messenger RNA from Gallus gallus (chicken), 2408 nucleotides. RefSeq names its product Fanconi anemia complementation group G (gene FANCG). Gene Ontology annotation, biological process: interstrand cross-link repair. Gene Ontology annotation, molecular function: protein binding. Gene Ontology annotation, cellular component: Fanconi anaemia nuclear complex. The record is from RefSeq and is marked validated. Lineage: Eukaryota; Metazoa; Chordata; Aves; Galliformes; Phasianidae.
GGCGGCGGCCAUGAAGCGGUUGCGGUGUGGAACGGCCCCGGAGCCGGGCUGUCUGCAGGCGUGGGCGGCCGAGUGCGAGGCCCUGGCCGGGCGAUGGCGGGCAGCGCGGGGCUCGGCGUACGGAGGAGCGGCGGCGGCGGCGCGGCAGCUGCGAGGCGCCUUCGGGGAGCUGCUGCUGCAGAUGCGGGGCUUGCCACCUGCCCUCCCCAUGAUGCCUCUGGAGCUUACUGUCCUCUACAACUCCCUGCUCUUUGUCAUGGGAACAUCUGACUGCGCCAUCAAAGGAGAAGCAGAAGGAAUACGCCAGGGGCUCCUCAGGGUUCUGGAGGCUUGUGGAACCUCUGGGCAGGACCUUAGCACACAAGAGCUGUGGCAGAAGGUGCUGCAGGAAGUAACUGUUGAGGAACUACAGGCACCUUUGCACCGACUGGGGGCCUUGCAGGCAGCAUGGUGGCUGGCAACUAGCUGCCUGCAGAACAUCAUUGACCUCUUCCGGCUCCUAAGCAGUGCUGAGGAUCCUGAGAGAGCUCCCUGCAGAGCAGAGAAGAAUGAGCUCCUCACCCUUCUCAAGGCAUGGAGAACACCUGCUGAGGAGGCCUCUGUUUCCCUUGUACAGAGCACUGAGGACUUGAAGGAGACUCUGUGCACUGCAGCUGCCUUCUUGCAAGGGUUGCAAGAGCUGGAGGCAGGGAACCUCUCCACUACCCUUUGCCUUCUCCAGGAGGCUGCAGGAGGAUUCUGCUCCAAGAGGGUCCUGGCCCAGAUCUACGUCUGCCUUGGCUGCUGUGCUCAGAGAAUGGGCAAGCCUCAGACAGCACUUCAGCACUUGAAGCAGGCCCUCCAGGUAGACUUCCAGUGCCAUCCUGCCCUGUCUCACACAGCCGCGGUGUACCACGAGCUGGGGGAGACAGAUGCGGAGCUGCAGGCCCUAUAUCUACUCUAUGAGGCUGUGGAAAAAAACCCUCCAUCAGCUACUUCCUCAAGUCCAUACUUCCUAAUCCGAGCAGAACUCCUUGUCAACACACCAAUAUUAGCUUCCCUCCUUCGCCAUCACCACCCCUCUGAAGUGAAAUACCUGUUGGCACAAAGGUGUCUCCGGGAUGGGAGGGUGGCUGAUGCAGUGGAACAUUACCUGGAUUUUCUGUCUCUGCUUCAAGAGGGGCUGCAGCAACAGGUACCCCUAGAUGGUGGCUCACCUCUGCCUAGGAUCCCUGAGGUGUUCCUAGAAGCAGCAUCUGCCUUGGAGCAGGAUGGAAGGCAUCAGGAUUCGUUAACAGUGUGUGAUGAGGUCAUCAGCAGGACAACUAACCUGAUCCCAAAGAUAAUACAAGUUGAGGAGAAGCUGGAGCAGCCAGAGUGUGCAUCACUGGAGACUGGGCUGGCUGGUGGGCUUCUGUCACAAAAGAGAGAGAGUCUGUGCUGCCUCACAUGGAGAGCAGCUGCGUACCUGCACCAGGGCUGGGUGUGGAGCAAGCUGGGCAAGGGCAAGGAGGCCAUAAUGCAGUUCAGCAGGUGCCUCAACGACCUCUUGCGAUUUCAGCCUCGUGGGUGUGGUGUUGAACCAGCAGAGAGUCUCCUGCCAGAAGUGAAGGUUCUCCAGAAGAUCAGGUUGCUUUCUCUGAUUGGGCGAGGUAUGCAGUUUUUGGAGCAGGAGAAGCACAAGGAAGCCUUGCUGGAUUUCCAGCAUGGCUUGCAGAUCUCACCAGAUGACCCAGCUGCUGCCUCUUACCUUGUGCAAGUCCUGUGGAAACUGAACCGAAAAGAAGAGGCUGCUGAUUACUGGCAGAAGUACUUAGAGAGCCCUGCUGGGGAAGAUGGGCAGCAGGAAAGGCAAGGAAGGCACUUCCCUUUGUACCUGGACUCAUGUCUGAAGCAGGCAACCUUCCCACAGAAUGAAUCUCUUGCUAGGUGCAUACAGGAUUACCUCAGGACUACAAGGCAGGAUUCCUCAAGGUAGUCCAGUUGGUCAACUCAUCACCACCUGCUGAAUUUUCACUGCACCAGGAUGGCAUGAGGCCCUUAAGGACUCCUCCAAGCCUCAAAGCGACUUUUGGAUGAAGGUGGAUUCCUAAAAGACUGAAACAGAAUAGACUUCCUUUUUUAAGGAUAGCCUCAGAUCUAUUUAGUUUUUGUAAAUUUUUCUGGGACUUCUUUUCUCAAGCAAUUCAGAGUGAACCUUUGCAGUGAAAAUCAUGGCCUUGACACUGCUGGAGCAGCUGUGAGUCUGAGGAAUAUAAUGUGGGAGUGUGGGAGAUCAGGAGUGGAAAUAGCCUUGUUCUUUUGAAGUUUACAUCAGCUGUGCUGCUGUACUUUGCUGAGGCCUGCUCUGUGCUCCCUGCUGCAAGGAGCUGAUGGCAAAGCUGAAUGUUCUUACAAAAUAAAGGGCUGUGAGAUGCCCCGUCCUACCU